This is a messenger RNA of Panicum hallii, 1374 nucleotides long. Its product is annotated as fasciclin-like arabinogalactan protein 1. The coding region runs from base 1 to 1374 and encodes 457 amino acids. The transcript has a single exon. Gene Ontology annotation, cellular component: plasma membrane. Lineage: Eukaryota; Viridiplantae; Streptophyta; Magnoliopsida; Poales; Poaceae. The record is from RefSeq and is a predicted model, not a curated record.
AUGCGUCUCGCCGGAGUCGCCGCCGCCUCCGCCGUCCUCCUCCUCGUCCUCGCCACGUCCCCGUCGUGCCAUGGCGCCUCAAGCCACAAGAUCACGGACAUCCUCGCGCUCCACCCGUACUUCACCGAGUUCAGCGCCGCGCUGACAAGCACCGGCGCCGCGGCGGAGAUCGACCGCCGCAACACCAUCACCGUCCUCGCCGUCGACAACGCCGUGAUGGCGCAGCUCAAGGCGCAGAAACUCCAGCCGAAGGACCUCGAGCACGUGAUCUACCUCCAUGUCCUCUUGGACUACUUCGAUGCCACCAAGCUCGGUAGCAUCCAAGGCGGUUUCGCUCAGGCUACUAGCCUCUACCAGGCCACCGGCAAGGCGCAGGCAAGCGAAGGAAUCGUGAACAUCACCGUGUUCCGCGGUGGGCGUGUGGCGUUCGCACUGUCCGGUCCCUCGAACGCGCUGCCAGCCGCGUUCUACCAGAAAUCCAUCCAGGAAGCGCCCUACGACAUCGCCGUCCUGCAGGUGAGCGCCCUGAUCUGGUCUCCAGCGCCGCUGGCCGGGGCGCCGGCGCCGGCGGCGGUACCGCCACCCGACGCGGCGCCGAGGUUGGCGGAUCUCCUGUUCAAGAACGGGUGCGGGGGCUUCGCCGGUCUCCUUGACUCGACGGCCGAUGCGGCCGCGACGUUCGAGCGCAGCGCAGGCGGCGCCGGUGGGCUCACCAUUUUCUGCCCGGGCGACAAGGCGGUGGCGGCCUUCAACCCCAGCUUCAGGAACCUCAGCGCCGACGACCAGGUCGCCCUCCUGCUGUACCACGUCGUGGCGGCGCACUACUCCGCGCAGUCUCUCAAAGCGAUCAAUGGCGACGUGAACACACUUGCCACUGACGGAUCCAAGGGCUACAAGUACAACCUCACCGUCCAUGCCGACGGGAACACGGUGAAACUGUCGUCGGCGUCCACGAGCGCGGCCAAGGUGACCAAGACUCUGGUCGACAAGGCGCCCCUCGCCGUCUACCUCAUCGACGCCGUGUUGCUGCCGAGGGAGCUGUUCAACAACGGCCAGGGCCGCACCUCCCCCGCUCCUGCGCCGGCCUCGUCGCCUGCACAUCCACCCCCGCCUGCCAUUGCGCCGGCCUCGCCGCCUGCACAUGCACAUACACCGCCAGACCUUGCGCCGGUCGUGGCGCCGGCGAUUCCACCUACACCCAGGCGUCGCCCCGCGCCGACACCAGAGGACACCCCUGCGGCUUCGCCAGACGCCGAGGACAGCCAGCCGCCUGCAGAUCAGAAGAACAACGGAGCGAGGGACACGGCGUCUUGGAGUCUUGGCACGGCAGUGGCCGCCGCGGUGCCGGUGAUCGUGCUGCUGGUGCUGCUGUGA